This is a messenger RNA of Armigeres subalbatus, 1788 nucleotides long. RefSeq lists its product as uncharacterized. Gene Ontology annotation, molecular function: nucleic acid binding. The transcript is spliced from 4 exons. Gene Ontology annotation, biological process: DNA integration. The record is from RefSeq and is a predicted model, not a curated record. Lineage: Eukaryota; Metazoa; Arthropoda; Insecta; Diptera; Culicidae. The coding region runs from base 1 to 1788 and encodes 595 amino acids.
AUGUCCGUAAGAAGAACGGGAGAUGGAGUAUUACCACCUCAAGACGACGUUGCGAUUGAAAAUGUUCGUGAUUCUGCUCAAGUCAACGGUUCUGGCAGCCAGAGGAAUGUGGACGGUGGAGGAAGUCAGCAAGCAAGAGUGUGCGAGCAGAGAGUUCCAAACAACAGCGUGUCCCAUCAAUCUCUGGAGAAGCUGAAAGGCCGUGACGACUAUGCGGCGUGGGCGUUCGGAAUGCGGAUGGUAAUGAUAAAGGAAGGAACCUGGCGUGCCAUUAAUUCUCCGGACAACGUUCAGAUCAGUGACGACCUCUCGGACCGUGCCUUAGCGACGAUUUGCCUGAGUAUCGAAAGGUACAAUUACAGUCUGGUUCAGAACGCUCGAACAGCCAAACAAGCUUGGACAAGUCUCCGAACGGCGUUCCAGGACAGCGGGAAGUAUAGGAAGAUUAGCCUGCUGCGGAAGCUGAUGAGAUUGGAGCUUGAAGACUGUUCAUCCGUUGAAGAGUAUGUGGACGAAAUUUUGACAACGAGCCAGAAACUUCAAGAAAUUGGUUUCCCGCUCGACGACGAGUGGAUGUCGUUGAUUCUCAUGAUGGGACUACCGAAAAGAUAUGAGCCAAUGGUCAUGGGCAUGGACGCGUCAGGAGUCAAGUGGACGGCAGAUUGGGUAAAAUCGAAGAUUCUGCAGGACGUGUCGAUCGAGUCUGGUUCUAGGGCUGGCGGAUCAAGUGGAGCACUGGCAACGUCGUGUCCGAAACAAGUGGUCAAGAAAAAGGACAAAUCAAACAUGAAAUGUUUCAAGGACAAGGCUGCUCUUGUAGGCGCAAAGCAGGUGUCGCAGUCUAUCUACGUGGCAGACGCAUCCGAGAUAGCGGUUGUGGCCGUAGGCAAUGUCGAACUAAACGCUGAAGUGGAUGACCUUGCAGUGAACCUUCUAUCUGUAAGUCGCAUCUGUCAGAAAGGCUAUUGCAUCAAUUUCACCAAAGAUGCGUGUGAAGUCAAACACGAGUCUACGGGAGAAGUUAUCGCUACGGAGCGUGAGAAGGAUGGCUUAUAUCAACUGAAUCAGGUUGGUCAAUCAAGUGCAUGUGUGGCACGUCCUGCCACCAAUCUGGAGCUUUGGCAUCGACGGUUGGGCCACUUAAACGUAGACAGCGUGAAGCGAUUACCUGCCAUGGUGACAGGAAUGGAAACUCCGAAUGGAAAGAUGUCAACUUGUGUUCCAUGUGUCGAAGGGAAGCAUCAACGGUCACCAUUCAAGUCCAGCGGCUCAAAAGCAAGAGAGGUCCUCGAGGUGAUUCACUCGGACGUGUGCGGAGCAAUGGAGAAGCCUUCGCUUGGCGGGAACAAGUAUUUCGUCACCUUUAUCGAUGAUGCCAGCCGAAUGACCUUCGUCUAUUUUCUGAAAUCCAAGAAGGACGUGUUUGAAGCGUUCAAGGAGUUCAAGACCUAUUCCGAAACCCAGACCGGAAGAAAAUUGAAGUGCCUACGGACUGACAACGGCGGAGAGUAUGUUGGUAAACAUGUUGUCGAGUUUCUCAAAACGCAUGGCAUUCGUCACGAGACAACAGUGCCUCACAAUCCGGAGCAAAACGGGCUAGCUGAACGCAUGAACCGGACGAUUCAGGAGCGAGCUAGAUGUCUACUGUUCGAAGGAAAGAUGGACAAACGGUUUUGGGCAGAAGCAGCAUCGACAGCUGUCUACCUCAUCAAUCAGCAAGAGCAAUGUCAUAUGUUCCGAAGGUUAAGCGUGCGAAGUGGGACCCCAAGUCAAUACCAUGCAUUCUGA